Mauremys reevesii (Reeves's turtle) is the source of this 5672-nucleotide messenger RNA. RefSeq names its product dynein axonemal assembly factor 8 (gene DNAAF8). The coding region runs from base 327 to 5543 and encodes 1738 amino acids. The transcript has 33 exons. The record is from RefSeq and is a predicted model, not a curated record. Lineage: Eukaryota; Metazoa; Chordata; Testudines; Geoemydidae. Gene Ontology annotation, cellular component: dynein axonemal particle. Gene Ontology annotation, molecular function: dynein complex binding.
GCGGCUGCUCGAAGCCGUUGGGGCCGAGGCGGUGGUUGGCCGGUGCAGAGGCCCGGGGCCAGGGCAGAGGGGCCGCGUGUUGUCACAGAUCAGAACGGGCCGGGGGCGGGCUCCCGGACCCGCUGUUCAGCCCAGUCAGGACUGAGCCGGGGAAGGUGCGGGGAGCAAAAACUGCGGCUCACGCCACGUUGUUUAGCUUCACGCGGAUCCAGGCGGCGCGCCAGAGGGUCCCGCCCAGGCUAGGGCACCACCAGGGCAGAUGGCAUUCGGGUGGCAUGUGCUGAAGCCCUUUUGCCUGUGAGUUGGUUAUAUGGGAGCUAUUUCAAAUGGCAUCAGAAGGACAAAGCCAGGAAAGAGAGGAUCCAUCUGAGGAUCUUACAACCCAUUUCCGGGGCAACAGAACCUCACACUGGGGAGCCAUCCUCUCUGCAGUGAAAGACCAAAUCCCAUCUCUGGACUCUGACACCUCCGCGUCCGAUUGUGAUGAAGAUGGGGAGCUGUUCAUCUUCCAGCGAGAUCUACCCAAUCUGAUUCCUGACUUGUCGGAAGAACUGACAGAUCUUUCUCCAGGAGACCCAGACAUGCAGCAAAUAUUAGAAUCCGUGGGACACUCCAGAGAGACCUGGAAUGGAGACCUAGAAAGUUCAGAUCUUCAGAAAGAAAUAGAUGUUACCCAAGCUGUGGGAAGAGAAAAUGUACCAUUGGUAAGAGAUCAGACACCUGCUUUUGCUAACCUGACUGAAGAAACUUCAAGCCAACAGAGAGCAGUCCUUGCAGAUCCUACAGAUCAAACUCUCAGAGGGAAAGAACUGGGCAAUGAAAAAGACAGGGAAACAGAAGGCUUUUGGACUAAUAAAGUACUGUCUAUGAAAGAGCCAUAUUUUUUAGAUGCAAACAACAGUCAAGAGCGACGAAAGAUGAUAGAAACAAAAAUACUCUCUAAGGUGACCUUAGAGGCACCAUCUGGAGAUGGAGGCAAGUCAGAGCUAAAAACAAAAUCACCAUUGGAGACUAUCAGUGACAAUCUAGAAAGAAUCACUAAAGCAGAAAAUGAGCAAGGAGCCACUUCAGCUGAACACCCUCGAGGGCUGAUGCUCUUUUCAUUGCAGGAUAUCGAGAAGUGGGAUCUAGACAAGAUUCUUGAGGACCUGGAGGAGCAGAAAGACAGUAGAACUCACUCAGAGGAGCCUGUUCUUCCUUCAAAGGAUCAUAAGGCCUUGACUGCUAGAUCUCAAAGUAGGCUCAUGGAAAAGCUAGAAGAGUUGUGUGCCAAGCAGUCCAAAGCAUUGUCUCCACGCCACAGGAAGCCAUUGGCCACACUUGCUCACUUUCAAGAACACCAAGGAGAUCAGAAAGAAGUCAUCUUCCUGCCACCUCCCCAGAGCUGUCGAAGUAUGGACAUGCCAGAACUGCAGUGUACAGCAGAGCCCCCAACAGUGUACAUUGAUUUACGAGACGCUAAACCACACAGAUCAGCGUUACCAUCCGUUGAAAAUCAAAGCUUGAAUGACAGCUCCACUGAAGAUGAGGAGGAUACAACAGUUAAGGAUGAACAGAAAACAAAGGAGAGAAUGCAAGAUUCUUCCCAAGGACCAUGGGAUUGCACUGGGAAAAGCCUGCUGUUGCAGCAACUCCGUAACUUCCGUAAAGAAGCAUCUCAGCCUCUUGCUAAUGAGGCCUCUAAGCAGGUGCUAAGAGAUGAAGGAGUGAGUCAGGAUCUUGAGAGCCCAGAAGAGAUGGGCACCCUGAAAAUCAGGAGAAAACGCUAUCUAAGAGUGAGAGGGGAAGCAAAUAAGGUGACUUCCAGGUGGCUGGUGCGCUCAGACUCACAGAGGGGAAGUCCUGCCUUGCCAAACCAUGUGAAACAUGGAGCUGAUCCUUCAAGGGAAAACCAGAAGGAGACUGAAGACACUCUAUGUUCAGGAAGUGCUCCAGAGACCCCUCUAAAUAAAGCAGCAGACUCCCCAAGGGCAGAAGAAAGCUUGAGAGAGCUGUCCCUAAAGGAAAAGCAGAUGAAAGAGAAGCACAGGAGGCAGAGACUCCAGGAGCAGCUGGAGCGAUUGCAGCCUCAACACUCGGUCACUGGAAAGCAGCCCAUGGCAGAGAAAACUCCUGUUUUGUUUCACCUGGAAGCGUCUUAUUUGCCAGCUAUUAACACAUUGCCUAGUGCAGACAGCGCUAAUGGUGAGAAGCUUCUCAUGACGAUUUGGCUCGCCAGUUGUGGACAAGUAGCCACGUGUGGUCAGCACAGUGGACGCUUCCCAGACACUGUCUUGACAGCAGCCAGCAUCUACCAGGCUCUUGUUACCUGGCUUCUCUCCCUGACAAUGACUGACCCAAACAAGGUAAAAUCAUGCCCCGAUCCAGCUCAGCUUGAAGUGAUUGGAGAGAAUCCCUUUGAGGUACCUCCCUCGAAAGUGAAAGGUGGGCUCAAAGCCCCGUUUCAGGUGUUGGGUCUGCAGCAGGUCUGGCGAGAGGAUGGGCUGGCACUCUACGCUUGCCUAAUUCCAGCAGAGGAAUCUCCGGCACAGAACAGCACCAAGAUCCGGAAGCAUAAAGCUAAGGAAGCUCUUCGAGGAACAUCCAUUUUUUACCAGCAGAUGUCUACGUACCUCUCCCAUACAUGGCUUCCAAAUGUUAUCUGGUGGAGCAGAGAACUGACCAGUCGCCUCCAGAACCAGCUAUACCCACUCCUUCCAGAGAUUCCCGCUGUACGGCUCAACUGCAUCACCGCUAUUAACCCUGACCCUAAGGCAGUGGAGAAAGCAUUUGCAAUGCCAGCUGGAUUCUACUGGCAGACAGUAGAGACUGAUGAAAAAUACUUCCCUAACAGUAGUGACAUUGGGGCCAGUGCAGAUAUAGACACUGAGGUUGCUGUGGCGUUGCUGUUUGAAACCCUACUCCGAACUCCUUUGGCUGUCCAUCACAUGUUGCAGCUGAUCCUCAGCUCUGGUUUGGAUAUCUGUGGGCUCCGCCUGCUCUAUCCCCAGCACAGCGAGCUGCUCGCUAGCACAGACAAGCUGCCUUCUGCUUAUGCUCCAGAGGCUGGCAAGGCUCCACCUGUGCUGGCUUUAGGCUUGAGAGGGCCAAAAGCACGUAGCACCUUACAAGAUAUCAUAGGGCCCUCGGAUCCACAGCUGGCCAGCAUGACAGACUGCGGCUCCAUCAAUGCCAUCUACUGCAGGAGCCAAGCCGAGCCCCUAGCCUACCUGCCCCACACAGACAGCCGUGUGCACAGGGAGCUGUGCCUCUUGUUCGGAGGGAGAGCAUGCUGUGACGAGGUGCUUCAUGUUGGUGUCCAGAAUCCUGCCUGCAAAUAUAACAAAUCAAGACCUCAGAGUCCUUCAUCUAAUAGAGCAAAUGCUGACCAAGAGAGGGCCGAUCUCCAGGACAUGGCACUGUCCAGACCUCCGGCAACACUGGUCUCGACCACCAAAGGGGAUGUCAUUUUGGUCGUGUCACCUGCUGUGCCUCCUCAUGCAUAUGGGGAUGUGAUUUCAACCUGUACUCAGAGAGGCUUUACUCUGCAGGGAAUCAAGCAGCUGCGACUUUCUCCCAAGCGAGCCAUCAUGCUCAGCAUGACAACAAGUCAGAUGGCUGUAUUUUGCCCUAACAAGACUUCAAGUCCCCCUGAUAGGAGAUCCUCAAGAGAAGAACUUCCUGCUGAGCCACGCUUGCACUGUCUGAUUUUACUGCUGAGAAAGGAGAAUGCUGGCCAUCAUGUUCCUGCAUUUGUGAAAGGGCUGAUGAAUGAACUGGCAGAACGAGGCCUCCUUGGGGAGGUACGAAGCAACUUGCCUCCCAGUGCUGAACUGGAACCUGCAUUGUGUAUUCACGUGGCUCCCUAUACUGACAGCUUGUUGCAGACACUGGGAGGCAAUCUCAGUGCAGUGCCAGACUCAUGUAAUGUUCCUCUGGAUCUUUUAUGCCACCGAACCUACGCCUUGGAUCCUGAAAUGGAACAAGUUGUCAUCCUGACACUGAUUGGAAAGGAAGCCAUGAAGAGUGCUGGCCAUCUUCUUUGCCAAAUCCUUCACCCUGGCUUCCAGAAGCAAGCUCAAAACCCAGAAGGACUUGACCCAGGGUUUGAGCUUCUGAGCCUCAAGUGGUUGCCCCAUCUCACUCGGAGUCAGGCCAAAGAAGUAACCCCUUUCGAGGUGGGAGAUACCUCCUGGCAAAGAAGCAUCAAUAUGCUGAUGUCCAGCCCAGCUCUCAUCUGUGCACUUCGGAGGGUCAAUGCCUUUGGGGUUCUUGCUGAGACCCUGAAGAAGCUGAUGCUGCUGGGAGACAAGCCAAGCACUAACACCAGUGACCUUCAGAGAGUGAUGGCCUUGACCCCAGAGAUGGCCUUCAGGCAGGCAGUCCUCUUCUUCACCGAGAAAGAGUUCAUACCUGAUUGCAAACGUCGCCCUGCUAUGAAGUACCUGCCACCAUAUGGCAGAAGUUCCAGGGCUGAAGGGGGAGAGACUCGGAGAGGCCACGCAGAGUCAUUGUUCACCUACAUGCAAGCAGGAGCCCAGCUUCUUUGUACUGUGUUGCUGAUCAAACCUGGUGUCUGGGCUCGUAGCCUUGCUAGAAUCCUCCGAAAACUAGACCUAGAAAAAUUCAGCCUUGUUGGGAUGAAACACAUAAGCCUGAAACCAGACAUUGUCUUAGGACUCCUCUCAUCUGAAGCUAAACAGGAGCCUGUAAUUUUAGAAGCUCACUGCAGCUACCUCAGCUCUGGUUCCUCCCUUGUGUUGUGCCUGCAGAGAGAGAAUGCUGUAAAGAAGCUGGUAGAUUUAUUGGGGCCAGAGGACCCUACACUGGCUCAAACACUAGACCCAUGCCUUUGGAGGGCUCAGUAUGGUGCCAGCUCAAUACAAAAUGGAUUUUACGGCUCCAGAUCCUAUCAUGCUGCUGUCCGAGAUAUGAAGUUGUUUUUUCCAGAAGGGCUGUGCUGUGCCGAUUGGCGGGUGCUAAAGGAAGAACAGAUUUGUAACAUGAAAUGUGACCCGAUAGUCAGACCGGAAAUCAGCAAGCGGCGCAGGAUUGUAAAACAUGAAACAAGAAGGCAACUCAAUUUCCUGGGCUCUGAGCAGCAGCAUAGUCUAAACCUGCCAUUGCUUGAUACACUCUGCCAAACCACUUGCCUGAUACUUCCCGGGAUAAUCCUUCGGGGUUCAGAGCGCCCGCCUUACCUUGGACUGCUAGACCAGCUGAUUGGCAGAGAUUUCACAGUGACAGGGGUACGGCUCACCGUGCUGGACAAAUCACAGGCUUACCUCAUCUCUGAGACUCUGAGCACUGAGGGGUGCAACGUUUCGACAAUGUGUUCCCUGUUGGACGGGGCAUGUCUGGUGGUAGCAGCACAGCGAGACAAUGCCGUUAUUUGCUUUGACUCCCUGCUGGACAGUGGCCGCUGGCAGAAGCAGGCUGUGCUGGACUGCAUGCAGCAUCUUCUGUAUCCCCAAACGGAGAAACAGGCUGAAGAGCUCCUCUGUUGCCUUUUUGACUCCUUAACAUCCGACAGCUUCUACCGCAUCGAAACCCAGGAUUCCUAGCCAGGAUUUUCUGUUCUCCUGACCAGCCCAAAUGCAAAUCCCAUCACGGAUAUCAGCACAGGUGCACGCCCUCAGGACUCCACUGGUAGAACAGCCUUGUAACCAUUUGUUAUUAAAAUGUCAAGCCCA